GCAAUUUGCACCUUGCAGCAUUUCCCGUUUUGGGAAUAUUGCAUAUGUAUUAUUCUGUAUAAGGCCAAAAGUAGAUACUUAUUUUAUUUGACCCAUUAAGUCUUCAGGUUCAAUAUCACUUAUUGAAUAAAGGCAUAUAGCAUAACCUUAAGCCCAUUUGGCCUCAUUAGGCUAUAUGUUGAACAAAAUACUUUAAAAAAGAAAGACACACACGGGCGCACGCACACGCACACGCACUCACACACACAACACACACGCAGGCCCUGCAGAUAAACAUAGGCUACAAUGUUAUAGACUAUUAGAAUACAUUGACAAUAAAGAAAAAAAAGUUAAUAUAAGGGUUUCAAAAAUAGUGGUUGAUCUUUUCACGUAGUCUAAAGGUCGGUGAAUUUGUCUGGCUUUAUGACAGCUCCGUGCUCCUGGGGUAUCCCCCACACACCUGUCAAACCGCACCUGCACUCACAGAAAACACACCUCUGUGUGGGAUGAGCCCAAGGGUGGGUAAUGCGCUCUGUCUUAGUCUGUAUCUGCCAGUCUGUUCCCAUACACCUCAUAGGCUACUCUUGAGAGAGUUGCGAUGCUCAAACUGCUUAAAUAUCUGCAUGGUUCGGAGUUUGUGGCCAAGUUCCAGAGGGCAUGUGGUCUGUUCCUCAUCGAAGCCGCACAUCAGAACGGAAACUGGGUGCACCCUCCGCGGGAGACGCCGCUCAUAGACGCGGAAGCACCUCACCAACUUGCUCGACUGCGGUGCGGUAAUGGACACGUUAUUACCAAUGACGACAGCAACUCAAAUGACAAACACAAGGAAAAUGGAUACAGUGUUGGUGUGUCUGCUAGGCCCCAGUAUGAGGUGAGGAACCGGCUGCUAUACUUCCUGUUCCUGGUGUCGGCCAGGCUGGGUCACGAGUUCUUCUACAUCACCUUCCCGCCUUGCUUACACUGGAACCUGGACCCCUUCCUCUGCAGACGCCUUGUCAACAUCUGGACCAUGGUUAUGUACAUCGGCCAGGCCCUGAAGGAUGUGCUGAAGCUGCCACUCCCUCUAUCGCCCCCGGUGGUGAAGCUGGAGAAGCGUGUGGACGCUGAGUAUGGCCUUCCCUCCACUCACGUCAUGGCCAGCACCGCCAUCUUCUUCACCCUACUCCUCAGCGCCCCUUCCAGGGUUCAAUUCCAGUUUGAAGUGGGUCUGCUUGUGGCGGGGGUGCUGUCUGUGUUGGUGUGUCUGAGUCGUCUGUGCACAGGCAUGCAUUCCGCUCUGGACGUGAUCUGUGGUGCUCUAAUCUCAGCCACAUUAAUGUUGGUCACCUAUCCAUACUGGGAAACCUUCAACUGGCUCCAGUUCACCUCCCCACUCUCCCUCGUCGGGGCAUUGGUACUGGCUCUCUUCCUGAGCUGCACCUACCCUGAGCUGGGCCAUUACACCACCACGCGGGGGGACACCACCACCAUCCUGGGGGUGGGUGCAGGCUGUUCUGUGGGCUACUGGGUAAAUGAAAGGCUGGGGAAGACAUUUGAGCCCCAGGUUGGUCUACCCAUACCCCUGCCAGCACUGACACUGGGUCGCUUAGCCCUGGCCAGCGCCCGCUUUGUGGUGGGUGUCGUGGCGUUGGUGGCGACUCGACAGAUAAUGAAGACAGCCGGUCUGUGGGUGCUGUGCACCUGGUAUGGAGUGUCAGUCAAAGACAUAGACGCCAGGAGAAGGAAGGAGAUCGAGGUGCCGUAUAGAUUCACCACCUCUACAUCUAUAGGCCGGGUCCAGUCUAUUCUGGUCAAUAGACUGUUCAUAGUACUGGGACUGCUAUGACCCAAUGCUUUUAUGAACUGUUAAAAUACAGUGCCUUGCGAAAGUAUUCGGCCCCCUUGAACUUUUCGAACUUUUGCCACAUUUCAGGCUUCAAACAUAAAGAUAUAAAACUGUAUUUUUUUGUGAAGAAUCAACAACAAGUGGGACA
Molecule: messenger RNA, 1952 nt
Organism: Salmo salar (Atlantic salmon)
Lineage: Eukaryota; Metazoa; Chordata; Actinopteri; Salmoniformes; Salmonidae
Product: sphingosine-1-phosphate phosphatase 2-like
Biological process (GO): sphingosine metabolic process
Cellular component (GO): endoplasmic reticulum membrane
Molecular function (GO): sphingosine-1-phosphate phosphatase activity
Source: RefSeq, a predicted model, not a curated record